CUCUGCUUACAAGGACAAGGCUGACAUGGAGGAGCUGACAGAGAACGCUGAGGACAUGGCUGAGGAAGGAGAGAGUAAGAAAAGCGAAGAAAAACUAGGACGUCUUAAUUUCAAGCUGGAAUACGACUUCAAUUCUAACAGUCUCAGCGUGACAGCGAUCCAGUGUGAGGAACUACCAGCGCUGGACAUGGGUGGUACCAGUGAUCCUUAUGUCAAGCAGGUCCCCUACGCCGACAUCAUGUCUAAGACUCUGGUCUUCGGGAUCUACGACUUCGAUCGGUUCUCCAAGCACGACCAGAUCGGCGAGGUGAAGAUCCCGCUGUGUCAGGUGGACCUGGCGCAGACUAUUGAAGAGUGGAGGGACCUGGUGUCUGUGGAGGGUGACGGUGGUCAGGAAAACAAGCUGGGAGACAUCUGCUUCUCUCUGCGCUACGUACCCACGGCCGGCAAGCUCACCGUAGUCAUCCUCGAGGCCAAGAACCUGAAGAAGAUGGAUGUUGGUGGAUUAUCAGAUCCCUACGUCAAGAUCUGUCUCAUCCAGAAUGGGAAACGUCUUAAGAAAAAGAAAACAAGCAUUAAGAAGUGUACCCUCAACCCUUACUAUAAUGAAUCCUUCUCAUUUGAAAUCCCCUUCGAACAAAUCCAGAAAGUGAACUUGCAAGUGACGGUGGUGGAUUAUGACAGGAUCGGCACUUCUGAGCCGAUUGGUCGGUGCGUGCUGGGUAUGAAUGCUUCUGGCACUGAGCUCCGUCACUGGUCGGACAUGUUGGCCUCCCCACGCCGACCUAUCGCUCAGUGGCACACACUCAAGGACCCGGAGGAGGCAGAUGCCAUACUCACGCAGAAGUAGAGAGUUGGUCGGCAGCGGAAGCCAGAAGGAACGCAAGAUGGCCACUACCAAGCCCAGAAGACUGAGCCAACGCUUCAAAUACAUACGGACAUAAACAUAACGAUACACUGCUGGGUUCUACAAAACAGGACCGAAUUCCUCACUUUUUUUUAUAGUGAACUGUGGUUCUUGGUCAAUUUCCCCCUGUUAUUAGACCAGAUUAUUGUUGUAUAAAAGCCCUUUAAUGAUAUUUGCUACAACAUUUUGUGUGUUAAGAUUAUCUGCUGUUUAUGUAGUUAAGAUGAAGAGAAAGGUACAGUUAUCUUGCUCAGUGCUAACACUGAACUUGAGUACAUUGUAUAAAGAUAUAUAGCACAUUUUAUUUCUUGGGUUAUACAGUCCAAAGAUCAUUUCUUUUAAAGUGAACCAUUUUAGGAGCUUGAUAGGAAUUCGGUCGGCCGCCAUCUUGCGAGUUGAUGAUAAUAAACGUUUGUAGGACUGAAAAAACAACGUUAAAUUUCCAAUAAAUUACUAAUUUCCUGUGAAAGGACUGGUCAGCUAUGAUGUACAGAAUAACUCCAGUGUAAAUGACCAGAACUUCAGCCACAAGAAAAUCCUCAGAGAAAAUCAAAGUCUUUCCUAAAAUAUUUCUGGACGUGGCUCGUCUGGUUGCAUCAUUCUUAGGCAUAUACUGUAUAUAUAUAUAGCAUUUCAGAAACUUGAUGUGUACUUUUUAAGAAAACUUACCUAGACUUAUAUUUUUAACAGAUUGAAAUAAUCUUGUGAAAGUGAUUUAGUUAAAGAUUUAAAAUAGAUUAACUCGACCUUUACAAGGAAACCAAAUCUGUAAGUAUAUAUACAAAAUUUUGUGUUAUGAAGUAUUAGUCUUGGGGAGGCUGUGGUCAGGUAGAGCUGCGUCUCUUUUCUUCUGCUGAGGUUUUCACACUUAGGUCUCUCUAUAGAACAUAUAUCGUAAAAUUCUACAAUCUUUCUGGUGUACCAAUAUCAAUCUAUCGCCUUUCUCACUCCCAAGACUCUCUAUGGUGUAGCUGGGGACGAGGCUAGUUCCUAGACCCACCUGCCUAGCUAUCCACCUAGUUAUGCUAUCCAUAGUGUUAAUGACUCGGCUUGUUGUAAGCCCAGGCUAACUAGUAAACCAACUAGUUAUAAAGUCAAAAUUACAAAUGAAUCAUCUGGCAAGCCUAGGCUAACUAGAGAACUAGUUAUAAGGUCCAUAUUGCAAAUGAAUCAGUUGUAAGCUCAAGAUGACUAGUGAACCAGCUAGUUGUAAAGCUCACCUAGCUAGUAACCAGUUGUACCAGGCUGACUAGUUUCACCGGUCAAGAACACAGGCUGCUAUCAUGAGACGGAGGGUCGAGUGUUCACCAUUCCUCCCUCUGGCUGACCCAUACACGUGGACUCGGCACUUACCCAUAAAAAAUUAGUAAGGAGAGGCUGACUAGUGGAACGUAACUAGCGCUGGCUGUUGGGGUUGAGAACUAGCGAGACAAAGCUCGCUGCUUGUAGAGUCCUCUUGCGGAUGUGUUUUGUUGACUAGUGGAGGCAGUAGAUGUUGUUUGUUAUAAGUGGGGAUCUGACUAGUAGUGUUCUUUGACGCACGUCAUCUGUGAUGUACGUUGUCUUUGUGUACACAUCUUGAUAUGUCGUCUGUGUUUACAUCUUGAUACGUCGCUUCUAUGUGCACCUUGAUAUGUCGUCUCUAUGUGCAUCUUGAUACGUCGUCUCUGCGCAUCUUGAUACAUCGUCUCUAUGUGCAUCUUGAUACGUCGUUUCUAUGUGCAUCUUGAUACGUCAUCUCUGUGUGUGUACACCUUGAUACGUCAUAUUUGUGUGUGUGUACAUCUUGACACGUCUGUGUGUACUUCUUGAUACGUCGUGUCCAUAUGUGCAUCUUGACACGUCAUCUGUGUGUACACCAUGAUGUACUGUACGUCGUCUCUGUGUGUACAUCUUGUCACGCCAUCUCUGGUGUGCGCAUCCUGGAUUUAACCAAAGGUUAAAAAUAAGAUUAUAUGGAGGUUAACCUUAGCUGGUUUAACACAAUAUUAUAUCCGGGCAAACUCUGCCUGGUCCAGUCAGAUUUUGCCCCAAAAAUGGAUAUAUACAAAUAUUUCAAAUAGUUUCUGGUCUGUACUCGCCUUAGGAGAAAUAAAGGUAUUUCGAUGGGAAUGUCCUUUAUAAAGAGUAAAGGGGU
Molecule: messenger RNA, 3044 nt
Organism: Cherax quadricarinatus
Lineage: Eukaryota; Metazoa; Arthropoda; Malacostraca; Decapoda; Parastacidae
Source: RefSeq, a predicted model, not a curated record